AUGGAUGAUGAGGAUGAGCAACAGAAUGAGGUGUUAAUUGGUGGAAGUGAUGGUUAUGACUCUGUGGUUGAUGAGGAGCCUUUGACAGCAAGGGAAAGAGUGAGAACUUGUACUGCCAAGUUGCUACAGAUAACAAAUCAGCUACAGAUAGCAAAUCAGCUACAAAGGGAGGCCGCUGAGGGUAAGCUGGGUUGUGAGGCUGAUAGGGGGGUGGGGCAGAGGUUUUCAUCGAGGGAUGCUUUCAGGGAUGCAGUAUCUAAGUAUGCCAUUUUACAAGGAAGGAAUCUCACUUAUGACAUAAGCAACACUAAGGUAAAUCAGAGGUUAGGUGUGAAGUGUGUGGAGGGUUGUGCUUUCUAUUUGUAUGGUGCUUGGGAGAGUAGGAGAGCAACUUUUGUUGUGAAGAAUAUGCAGUUGGAGCACACUUGUCACAAGAACAUGAAAAGGAACAGACAGUUGAAGUCAAAGUGGGUAGCUAAACAAAUUUUAAAGGUUUCCAAGAACAGACCCCAUUGGCCAGCAAAAGAGAUAGUUGAAACUAUCAAAAGGGCCUUUAAGGUAGUUGUUCAGAGAGGAUUUGCAUACAAGGUGAAGUAUGCAUCUCAUAAAAUGCUUCAUGGCUCAAUGCAUGAUCAUUAUGCAAAGGUGGGAGGCUACAUAGCAGCUUUGAAGGCUAGCAGUCCUGGUAGUUGUGUUGAGUUGGUGACAGUAACAAAACUGAACAAACAGCCUGCACCACCACCUGUUUUUCAAAGGUUGUUCACUUGUUUUGAAGGUCUGAAAAAGGGAUGGGUAGAUGGCUGUAGGAAGGUGAUUUGUGUGGAUGGGUGUUUCCUGAAAACCUUUUUAGGUGGGAAAUUACUAUCAGCUGUUGGAAGGGAUGGGAAUGAGCAGAUGUACCCUAUAGCUUGGGCAGUAGCAGAAGGGAAGAACAACUUAUCAUGGGAAUGGUUUUUUGAGCAGCUAAAGAACAAUCUUGGCCUAGGGGAUGGUGAGGGUGUGUGCAUCAUAUCUGAUGAACAUAUGGCCAUUUUGAAUGGUGUGACAAAUGUUCUCCCUAAGGCUGAACACAGGCAUUAUGCUAGGCACAUAUAUGCUUUGUGGCAUAAGACCUAUAAAGGGGAUGAACUGAAGCUAAUGUUCUGGAAAAUAGCUAAGUCAUACAACAUGGCAGAUUACAAAGAAAAUCUUGAGACUUUGGAGAAACUAGACCCUGAUGCAACAAAUGCAUUCACAGCAUACAAUCCAAGACUUUUUUGUAGAGCUUUUUUGGACACUACGGUCAAAUCAGAUGUAAUUACCAGCAACAUGGCAGUAACUUUUAAUGGCUACAUCAUCAAUACAAGAACAAAACAUUUGAUUUAUAUGCUUGAAGAGAUAAGGGCAAGCCUGAUCCAAAGGCUUGUGUUGAAAAGGAUGGAAAUGCAUAAAUGCAGCUCUUUUUUGUGUCCAAACAUUCAGAAAAGGUUAGAAAAAGAGAAGAACAAGGCUGCUUACUGUGAUGUUAUGCCUUCAUCAGAGACCUUGUUUAAUGUCAGCUAUCAGUUGGAUUCCUUAGUGGGUCUGGCAGACCCAGGAAAAAACAGGAUCAAAGAUCCCUAUGAAAAUCCUUCAAAGCCUGGUCACCUCACUAGGACUGGGAUGGAGAUCACAUGCAAUAAUUGCCAAUUGAAGGGCCACAACAAAAGGAGGUGUGGUAAUCCAACCUCUUUUGCUAGUGAACCUCUCACCAAGAAGCAAGCAACUGCAGCUCAACCUCAACCACAACACCCACCUACUGAAGCAGAGGCUCAGUCACAUCAGUAG
Chenopodium quinoa (quinoa) is the source of this 1806-nucleotide messenger RNA. RefSeq lists its product as uncharacterized. The record is from RefSeq and is a predicted model, not a curated record. Bases 1 to 1806 code for a protein of 601 amino acids. The transcript is spliced from 4 exons. NCBI's taxonomy places the organism in Eukaryota, Viridiplantae, Streptophyta, Magnoliopsida, Caryophyllales, Amaranthaceae.